Nezara viridula (southern green stink bug) is the source of this 783-nucleotide messenger RNA. The record is from the annotation of a GenBank genome assembly. NCBI's taxonomy places the organism in Eukaryota, Metazoa, Arthropoda, Insecta, Hemiptera, Pentatomidae.
CUCUUUAGUUCAGCCCUUCUUUUUAAGCGAUCUACUCGGUGUGAAUUGUGUGGUUUAGGAUAAAUAACCAUGGGUGACAACUGGGAUGAAGCUGGUGAUGAAGUCAUGGUUGAUGAUGUUGAGGGUGAAACUCUAGCCAUUGCCCCAACAGCAGAACUUCCAGAAAUCAAAUUAUUUGGUCGUUGGAGUUGUGAUGAUGUCCAAGUCAGUGAUAUGUCUCUUCAGGAUUACAUUGCAGUUAAAGAAAAGAAUGCAAAAUAUCUGCCUCAUUCAGCUGGGCGUUAUGCUGCUAAACGUUUCCGAAAAGCUCAGUGCCCUAUUGUUGAGCGUCUGACUAAUUCUUUGAUGAUGCACGGCAGAAACAAUGCCAAGAAAUUAAUGGCAGUACGGAUAGUAAAACACGCUUUUGAAAUAAUUCACCUUUUGACUGGUGGAGAAAAUCCCCUGCAAACAUUAGUGCAAGCCAUCACUAACUCUGGUCCUAGGGAAGACUCUACUCGUAUUGGUAGAGCUGGUACUGUUAGGAGGCAGGCCGUUGAUGUGUCUCCUCUUCGCAGGGUUAACCAGGCAAUUUGGUUGCUCUGCACUGGAGCUCGUGAAGCAGCGUUUAGGAACAUUAAGACCAUUGCUGAGUGCUUAGCUGAUGAACUCAUCAAUGCUGCUAAGGGAUCCUCCAACUCUUAUGCAAUUAAGAAGAAAGAUGAGCUGGAACGAGUUGCCAAGUCCAAUCGUUAAUUUUUUUUAUUUCAUAUUGGUACCUCAAUAAAAUUUGGUACUUCUUUU